CGUCACUGCAGAUGUCUCAAGAGGAUGGAGAGACAAAAAGAGAUGUAAAUACUUUAUCGCACCACGCAGGAGGAAGGCAAAGUGUUCUGUGGAUUUCACACAGUUUUUAGCUUUUAAAAGUGUUGUGAAGUGAGUCUGUUCAGCAUGUGGAUUUUUCUAGUUUUCCUCUCCCACAUCUUCAAAGUGGUGUCUAUGAAUCCUCUAACUGCUUCAGUGGGAGGAGACGUCACAUUUCAUUGUUCACAUUUUAUGGCCCAUGGGAACAUCAAAUAUUUCUGCAGAGACUCUUGUGUGGUCAAGAAUAUUCUCAUUCAAACGAAUGCAGGAGAGAAUCCGACUCGCACAGGCAGAUACACGAUACAUGACAAACGAUCAGACUUCACCGUUACCAUCGCUGACCUGCGGCUAUCAGACUCUGGCACUUACAUCUGCGCAGUCGACAGGCUUUUAAAAGACACUUACACGUAUGUGACUCUACGUGUGUUUGAGGUCUCUACACUAAGGCCUGCUCCAGCAAGUUCAUCCAGACCACCUGCAAAACAAACAACUAGAGAUGCAACAGAAAAGAAGGGAAUAUCAAUGAUAAAGCGCUCGACUGCAGGCUCUCCACCAGAAACCAUGCACAGAUCAGCACUGUCUGAUCCUCUGGUUUAUGUUGGUGCUGGUCUUGGUGCUCUGGUGCUGAUUUUUACAGUCGUCCUCUUCAUAUUUAUCAAACUGAAGGAGAAGAGACGCUCCUCCGGUUUGACAUCGUCUGCACAUCGACCUGAUUCUCUGAUUUAUACCACACCGAAUGCCAGUGCACAAUCAGACAGUCUGAACUAUUCCUCCAUGCAGUUUAUCAGAAAAUCCAGAUGCAGUGUGAAGACCAUGCAAGUCAGCUAA
Molecule: messenger RNA, 885 nt
Organism: Sinocyclocheilus anshuiensis
Lineage: Eukaryota; Metazoa; Chordata; Actinopteri; Cypriniformes; Cyprinidae
Gene: nilt9
Product: CMRF35-like molecule 8
Exons: 6
Coding region: 145-885 (246 amino acids)
Cellular component (GO): plasma membrane
Molecular function (GO): transmembrane signaling receptor activity
Source: RefSeq, a predicted model, not a curated record